Messenger RNA from Hyphopichia burtonii NRRL Y-1933, 2427 nucleotides. RefSeq names its product mRNA splicing protein. The record is from RefSeq and is a predicted model, not a curated record. Gene Ontology annotation, molecular function: protein binding. Lineage: Eukaryota; Fungi; Ascomycota; Pichiomycetes; Serinales; Debaryomycetaceae. The transcript has a single exon. The coding region runs from base 1 to 2427 and encodes 808 amino acids. Gene Ontology annotation, cellular component: Prp19 complex; U2-type catalytic step 2 spliceosome; post-mRNA release spliceosomal complex. Gene Ontology annotation, biological process: generation of catalytic spliceosome for first transesterification step; mRNA splicing, via spliceosome.
AUGUCGGUAUGGGAAAUAGAGCAAUUAGUGCCUGAAAUGGCGGUUCCCUUUGAAGAAGCGAUUGCGAAGGCCCCAUUGGACCUAAGUCUAUGGAUUAAGUACUUUCAGGCAAUGGCCUCAUCGAGCAUGGAAAUUAAGAUUUUCAUAUUGAAUAGGGCAGUCACUCAGUUUCCAAGGUGCUAUAAGUUCUGGAUUGUGUAUAUAGAUCUUCUAAUCGAAGAGAAUAUCGCUCCUAGUUGUGUAAUUGAUGUUUUCAAGCAGUCGUUGCAGCUACUCGACAGUGCUCCCAUAUUAUGGGUCAAGUAUUUGACUUACUUAGUUCAUCAUCAAAAGCAUCAGAUUACCCAUAUACGACGUACUUUCAACGAUGCGUUGUACCACUUACCAAUAACGCAACACCACAUGAUAUGGCCGUUAUACAUUAGUCUUGCUGACGAAAUAGGCGGGAAAUUUGGGGCCAUCACCUACAUGAAGUAUUAUCAGUAUUCAACCGAGUUUGAACUAAAAGGAGGUGGAAGUAUCACUAUUGAUAUGAUAAUCCAAAAGUUAUUUGAAUUUGGAGAUAUUGAGAAUGGUUCUAAUCUUAUACAAAGCGUGACUUCCAAUAUAAACGAGUACUUGACCUUGCCAAAAUCACCAGUUGAACUAUGGGAGGAGUUUAUAGAUUUAUUGAUCGAUUCGAAAAAGAAAACGGUGAACCAAGACUUUGAUAACUUUGUCGAAAAGUUAGUUCAACAAGGUAUUCAAAAAUAUCCAGACCAAAUUGGAAAGCUAUAUUCAAAAUUGAUAUUUUAUUAUAUUAAUCGCAAAAAUUUUGAUCAAGUCAGAUUUCAUAGCUAUAAAGGCUUACAGGAAUGUAAAACAUUAAAAGAUUUUACAUUGCUUUUUGACAUUUAUACAGAGUUCGAGCAGUCGCUUGUUAUUAAGCUAGAAGAGCAACUUGAUUCGAACCCAAGCGAUACUCUCAGCAAGAAAUUUGAAUACAGAAUUGCAUUACUCGAGAAAUUUAUCGAUGAUCGUGAACUAAUGAUUAAUGACAUGAAAUUAAGACAAGAUCCAAAUAACUUAGACGAAUGGCUUAUAAGAGUCGAUCUUUUCAAUGAUACUAAACAAAAAUUAAGUGCUUAUGUUAAAGCAUUGACUACAGUCAAUCCUUUGAAAGCUAUCUCUUUGUCUAAUAGUGCUACAUUUGCAGAUUUGUGGAUCAAAUAUGCAAACGUAUACACAAGUAGUAAUGAUUUCAAAACCGGAGCAUUGAUUUUCAGUAAAGCAGUCAAGUCUCAAUUCAAAACACCAGACGAAUUGGCUCAAAUAUAUAUAUCAUGGAGCGAGAUUCUCCUUGAGGAUGGAAAAGAAAGUGAAUCAGUCACUACAGUUGAAGACAUUCUUUUUUCUAAUGAUUCGGAUAUAAACUAUAUGGAUACUUCCUUAACUGUACAAUUGAGAAUCCACAAAUCGGUUAAAUUAUGGCUGUUUUAUUUGGACUUACUAGAAUCUUUAAUCGAUGAAGAUCAAGAUAACUCGAAAACUAUUGAUAAGAUAAUGAAGGCAUAUGAACAAAUGAUUAUGCUAAAGAUUGUCACCCCUAGAAUAUUACUAAAUUAUGCAUUAUUUUUGCAAGAGCAAAAGUAUUGGGAAAAAUCGUUCAGUGUUUAUGAACUUAGUCUUAGACUUUUCUCCGAUGAUAAAGUCAGGUUUGAAAUCUGGAAUACUUACUUGACUCGUAUUAUUUCAUAUAGAAACAAUACUAAGUCUAUCCCAGUUGAAAGAAUAAGGGAUUUGUUCGAUCAAUGCUUUUCCCAGGGUUUACCUGCAAAUUUGAAUAAACCCAUUUGCAUACUUUAUUCCCAAUUUGAGGAAGAUCAAGGCUCAAUAAUGAAGUCUAUUAAGGUUAUUGAGGAUUGGCUACUGUCCAUGACUGAAUUUAAUCAAGGCUCAAUAAAAGGUGAUCAAAAUUUUAAUAUUUCAAUAAAAUUGGAAAUGUAUCAACUUUUGAUUUCUAAAUUGGCACUUAUACAAGAUGAUACUCGAUCAAGAGAUUUAUAUACCAAAAUGCUUAACGAUAAGCAAUUCAAAUUGGCCCAAUUGAUAACAGUGACUUUAGACUUUGUCAAGUUUGAAAUUUCGAGAAAUCAGUUUAAUAGAGUAAGGUCGCUAUUUAAAUUCAUCACCAAGCUAGGAAACCCAGAAAUGGAAUCAAUAAAGAAUGUCUGGAAUCAAUGGGAGAAAUUUGAAUUAGAAUACGGAAACGAACUGACGUUUAAAGAAAUGUUGAGGUAUAAGAGAGUCAUUGUGAAAGAUUUUGAGAAUGACGUCGUCAUCAAGGAAUCGAUUAACCCAAUGGGAUUUGUCAAGUCUAAGAAUGCAAUAACUCCUACAGAGAAUGCAGAAAAUCCCGAUGCGAUUGAUUUAGAUAUGGAUAUGUAG